This is a messenger RNA of Sinocyclocheilus anshuiensis, 1449 nucleotides long. Its product is annotated as claudin-7-B-like. NCBI's taxonomy places the organism in Eukaryota, Metazoa, Chordata, Actinopteri, Cypriniformes, Cyprinidae. The record is from RefSeq and is a predicted model, not a curated record. Gene Ontology annotation, molecular function: structural molecule activity. The coding region runs from base 200 to 829 and encodes 209 amino acids. The transcript has 4 exons. Gene Ontology annotation, cellular component: membrane; bicellular tight junction.
UUCAUUCAACAGGUGUCGGAGUCCGGGCAUCCUUAACGUCUCUUACCAGAUUUUUUAACCUAACAUUCUUUUUAAAUACAUAUAUUUAAACACAUUUAACGUCGGAGGAUUACGAAAACCGAGCUCAUUUGGAGAAUUAUUAUAGCUCUUUGCUGAACUGCUGCUUUCAGGUAUUGUUUUUUAAGUUCAUUGUGAGAAGAUGGCGAAUAAAGGACUUCAGCUCCUGGGAUUUACUCUAUCGCUACUGGGUUUGAUUGGGCUCAUUUUUGGCACAGUCUUGCCCCAGUGGAAGAUGUCUGCCUACGUUGGAGAUAAUAUAAUCACAGCGAUAGCGAUGUAUCAAGGCCUUUGGAUGUCGUGCGCUUUCCAGAGCACCGGACAAAUGCAGUGCAAGGUGUACGACUCCAUCCUACAACUCGAUGGUUCUCUCCAGGCAACUCGUGCCCUGAUGAUCGUCGCGAUCCUUCUCACAGUAGCGGGACUGGGUGUGGCCAGCAUGGGAAUGAAGUGCACUAACUGUGGUGGUGAUGACAAGGUCAAAAAGUCGCGCAUUGCCAUGACAGGCGGUAUAAUCCUCAUUGUUGGAGCCCUCUGUAGCAUUGUUGCCUGUGGCUGGUUUACAAAUCAAAUCGUCAAGGACUUCUACAACCCCUUCACACCUGUCAAUACGAAGUAUGAGUUCGGUGCGGCCAUUUUCAUCGCCUGGGCAGGUGCAUUCCUGGACAUAAUGGGAGGAGGCAUGUUGGCUGCCUCCUGCCCAAAGGGUAAAUCAUCUCCCAGGUACCCCAAGUCCUCCAGACCUCCCAGCAGCAGCAAGGAGUACGUUUGAACCAUGCCAGUUGUUCACAAGCUGGAGAAGAUCAUAAUGAAUCGCAGAGCAUCUGUAGAAGUUUCCCUAGUCAGCUGAUCUUAGAUAUGUUUAGAUUUUAAUCUCUUCUAUUGUGUUUGACUUAGAAUAGAACAAACAGCUAAGAUCAGUGUCCUUGGGAACAUUUUACUUGUGCUCAGAUAUAGCAGCCCACCUCAGAAAAAGAGGUCACUUCUGUUUUCUUUCUUUUGAUAAACACCAAGUCUGUUUUUUCCUAUUAUAAAUCCUGUUACUGGUGGGAGAUUGGAAAGAGGGGCGUUCUUCCCCAGUGUGUUCCUCCUUUCAUAAGACUGCCAUGUUUAGUGAACAUGAAAGAGAGAGGCAUGCUCAGGGAAAAAUCGUCACUCAUACUGGCAUCUCUACUGUAAAGCCAUUUCCUGACCUCAUCUGCCUUGCUUUCUUUGUGCAGCACUGUGUGAAUUGUGCUAUACACUGAGGUGCAUGUGAAGAACAACUUAAAAUGUAUCUUUUUUUUUUUUUAAAGAGCUAAGGCCAACAUGCUAAUUUCUGGUUCACUUUGCUGCAUAAUUUCCGUCUGGUGACUGUGACAUACCAGACCUUCUCUUUUCAAACAGUACUUC